AUGCCAAUGGGGAAAUUGACAUUAAGGGUCGCCAAAAAAUGCAACAAAAAGCAGAGGGGAAAUGUCCCCUUGAAGAAGAGGAAAAGGUUGAGAAGGGAAAAUGUGAUUAAAAAGUCACCAGAUGAAGCUGUUGGAAAAAGACGGAUGGGUCUGUGUGUUGAUGUUUGUGGAGAAGUUUUUCGGACAGUAUCCCUGGCAAUUUCUCACAAGUUCCGCAAGCACCCUGAAUCAGUUAUUAAACACUAUUGUCCUCACUGUGGCAUGAUGUUCCCAAUUAAGAUAAAUCGUGACAAGCACCUGCUGACUCAUACAGGCAUGGCACCCAAGCAGCUUUUCCCUUGCUUGACAUGUGGAGUUGCCUUCUACAACUUCAGAGCCAGGAAGUUCCACAUGGACUCAGCACACAAAGGAGCAAUCCGCAUGGUGAAUCCAAUAAAAACCCCAGCCCCAAGUUUAAAGAUAGUCCUAAACAAUGCUGGUGAAGCACACAGUGUAUACUACUGCCACCUUUGUGGUUGUGAGUAUCAAGUCAAGUAUAAUCUACAGAAGCACUUAGCAACUAGGCAUACAGAGGAGGAGAGAGAUGCUGUACCUGAAGAAGUGAUGCAGUGCAAUGUCUGCUCAGCUUUAUUCUACUCCAAGAGAGCAUAUGAGGCACACAAUCACCAUCAUCGUGAGAGUGACCUAUAUGCCACCAAUGAAGAAAUGAGGCAACAAGUUGUCCAGAGAAUUGACCAAGACUUUGACCAAAGGCGAGUCCCCACAACAGUUGAGCGUUAUCUCUCUGCAUCUGCAAUAAGCUCCAAUCGUUCAGCCACAUGGCGCAACAUCAGGGCCGCUAAAAGAAGUCAAGAAAUAAUACAAACUUCUCCAAUAUGUGAAGCAACCCAGGAGAAGAGUAUACCUCUGGCAGCCACAGAUAAUGAGAAUAGUUUAGUUCAUAAUAAACCAGAUAUCAGUGCCAUGAGUAACACCAUGGGCACGGAGCCUCCCAAUGUGGUUGAUUGCUUCUUACAGGAGAGUGACUCAUGCUGGGAAUCACAAGGACAGGUUAACAGAAAAAGACUGAUUGAUGAUGGAGAAGAAGACCAGGAGAUCAGCAGACUUGGAACUGUGAACCCUGAUACAGUAAUGCCAAAUCCUGGUAUGAUACUAGGGCAAAGUAAUGAAGACCUAGGGAGCAAUAAUGAAAAACCGCAGGAGACAAAAGUAAGGACUGAAAAGACUCAAGAGUUUGAAAAUGAUACUGAGAAGCAGGACCAAUCUGAAAUGGCAGGAGAAAAGGACAUAAGUCAGAGUAAAGGAGAUAGUAAUGACAGUGAAGAGAGUGAUGGAGAUCUGGUGGUGGAGAAAAUAGUGGGAAUGCGAAAAGCUAUAAAUGGCAGAGAAUUCCUAGUAAGAUGGCAGGGAUUUGAGCCUGCAGACGACACCUGGGAGAGGGAAGAGUUCUUGAAUUGUGGAAAUCUUAUAUCUGAUUUCCUCAAGAACAGAAAGGGAAAACCUGAUGGGCAGGGGUUAGAAGCACCAAUAGAAUGGUAUGAGGCUCCAAAGCGGAAAAAGCGGAAAGAGCAGAAGGGCAAAGGAGGUAAAGCCGAAUAGGCCACACACACACACAGUCACACACACACACACACAGUCACACACACACAGUCACACACACACAGUCACACACACACACACACACACACACACACAGUCACACACACAC
Penaeus monodon (black tiger shrimp) is the source of this 1708-nucleotide messenger RNA. RefSeq lists its product as uncharacterized. The coding region runs from base 1 to 1599 and encodes 532 amino acids. Gene Ontology annotation, molecular function: RNA polymerase II transcription regulatory region sequence-specific DNA binding; DNA-binding transcription factor activity, RNA polymerase II-specific. Gene Ontology annotation, cellular component: nucleus. Gene Ontology annotation, biological process: regulation of transcription by RNA polymerase II. Lineage: Eukaryota; Metazoa; Arthropoda; Malacostraca; Decapoda; Penaeidae. The record is from RefSeq and is a predicted model, not a curated record. The transcript is spliced from 8 exons.